UCCUCACAGGGCGAAAUCGCGUCAAGGCUGGUGCAGUAAGAGUAAGACGGCAUUCCGUCGCAUUCCACGGAGUGGUCUUCGCGAGGAGAUCGGAAGUACAACGGACACGAUGUACGGCUUGUACAGAGCGUGGUUUGGCGGCGGUGCCGCGGCCACGAGUAACUACCCUUGCCUCCAGGACACCUUCUCGCCACCGGACACGGUGGUGCGAGUCGGUAACGAGGGCGAGCACCAGUUCGUGGCGCACAAAGGCGUGCUCGCAGCCCACAGCGGAUAUCUGAAAGCACUGCUAACGAGUACGGCAGCCACCACGACGAUGUCGACCCCGUCCUCCUCCGGCGACGGAAGUGACGGUGGCGGCGGUGGCGGCGGCUCGUCAGCAUCGGCGAGCUGCUCGCCCUUUGACCCUGCCUGCGCGACCGUCGCCGCCGUGACGAUCGGCCAGUCGCAACGCUCGCAACCGGUCACCUCCGUCUCGGUCUCGUCCGUCGGUGGGGAGGCGUUCGCGCCUCUGCUCAACUACAUGUACACCGGGCGGCUGGAGGUGACACUGGACAACGUGUACAGCGUCCUGCUGGCAACACACUUGCUGCAUAUGCCGGGCGCCCUCGAGCAGUGCAGAGCCGCGCUGCUGAGGCUGAGGGCGCCGCCGGCCCUGCCGACGCCGAUGCCGACGUCCACGUCGACGGCCGCGACGUCGCCGCCGGGCACCGGGAGCAUAUUAAGACCAAUACCGAGCAGGCUGCUGGUGGGUCCGCCGCUUUGCUGGCCCCCGACAACCCCGCUCUACGCACCGACUGCACCGGCACCGGCCUCCGUCGCGAUGCCGCAUCUACCGCAGAUGCCACCCUCGGUGCUGAUGCAACCGACCGUGCCACCCAGCAUCAACGUCGUGGCGCCCGGCACGAGGGACAAGCAGGAGCAAUGCGCGCAUUAUAGUGUCAACGAGGUGUCGACGGGCAAGUCGCCGCAGUCAUCGCCGACGCACACGGUGCACCAUCGCAAGCGCCAACGACCGAGUUCCCGCUCGCGGACGCCGGAGAUCGUGUCGACGGUGGCCCUGCCGUUCGUGGCGGCGGCCGCGGCCGCGUUCACCGCGUUCGCCGUGACGAGCGGCGCUACCAACUCCACCAGAGCGUCGUCGCCGUCGCGCUCCAUCUCGCCGGCGCCGUCCACCGUCUCGCGGACGCACUCGCCCACGGCGACGGUGUCGUCGCAGCACCACAACCACAAGUCCAUGAUCACGGCGACCUCGGAACGCGAGAUCGAGACUCAGCAGCACAUCGCGCCCGCCGGCAGGUCGUGCAACGAUCCGCAACACAGGUCGAUUUCCGGCGACGACGGGGCGAUCCGCAGCCGUGGCAACAACAGCAACAACGGCGACACGACGUCGGAACACUCGGACCGGGCGCGCUCGUCUCGCCGACGAGCCCGCUCGGGCACAAGCGGCGCGAAGGAGACCACCACCGGCCCCUCGUCCGCGUCGUCCUCGAGCACCGUCUUCUCCGUGGUGUACGACAUCGCAUGCUGCGACGGCCCGGUGCGCUUUCACCGGGUCUUGAACGAGAACUACUCGUCGUCGACGUCGUACGGUGUGCUCGGCGGCGGCGGCGGCGGCGGCGGCGGCAGCGGCGGUAGUGGCGGCGGCAGCGCGCAGACACGCGGCCCGCAGCAGAGGAACUGCCAAGCGGAUCGCGAGGACCUGUCGAGCGAGAACGACGAGAACGGCGGGCCGACGGCGAUGGCGACCGUGCCGCCGGCGGCGACGACGCGAGGCGGAAUCGUGCGCAGCCCCAGCAACGACUCCAGCAACGACGGCAGCAACGGCGCCGCCAACAACGCCGGCAACUGCUAUACUUGCGGCUAUUGCAAGCACACGUUCAAGUCGCAGUACUGCUACCGCAAGCACGCCAAGCGGCACCUGCUGCCGACGAGGAUCAACGAGGGGGCAGCAACUGGGGACGCCGCCAACGACUCGGCCCCCAGGCAGGAAGCCGCGCGCGCCACCACCGGGAGACGGGAGGUCCGCCUGUUGGACCUGAACGUGCAGUACUAUCCCUGCAAGAUCUGCGGCUGCAAGUUCCCCAGUUACUACUUCGUGCACAAGCACAGGAAGCUGUGCCACGCGAACGACGAAGAGGGACGAGGCGCCGCGGUGGCCGCGGACGCGGGCGGAGGCGCGACUCCUCGCGACAUGGUCGACGCUCCGUGAGGAGAGAGGCGCAGGAAGACAGCUCGUGUUCUCGUCAAGGAGUAGGUAUCCGGACGAGACACGUCCGCGGAGGGCUAAAUGUAUUAACGAGUACCCCGUAGUGAUUUUUCCGGAGGAAGCGCGCCCGAGACUCUUUCGGUAGUAUUGAGUCUUAUGCGCGAGCACUUGAUCGUGUGUACUUCACGAAAUAAUGUAUUAUACGUGCUGUGUAAUUGUGUAUCUGGACAAGGCAAUAAUAUAAAGACGAGAUUCUGCAAGAUUCUUUCACUCGAGUUUGUCCGUGUUCGUUCGCCAUCACUCACACCGCUCUUUCUCGAGAUGAGCGAGUCUGAAAUCUUGAAGGUCUGAAGGUGUGACUCAAAAUCGCUCUUUCGGACUACUCUUCCGAUUCUCGUUCUCUAGAUGAACAUUCACAAAACGCGGGAACGACAUUGCCAUUAUUCUCUGCUCUUCCCCCUCCAAGGAAGAUAUAGAGCAUGCGAACAGAAUUCAAGAUAUCGAUAUUCGUGUCGAGUAUUUAAUCGCGAGUAGAUUACUUCGAUCAAUCUCGGACUACUACUUUAGAAUGUAACGAAAUGGAUAUUAGAUUUAAUUCCUCCAUUAUUAAGACACAUUUUUGCGUCAUCUUAGAAAUAAAGGAAUCAUGACAUGGAAAACAAUUCAAUUUUUGUAACUAAUCUUCUCUUGUCCGCGGUAACAGACGACUGUUCGAUUGGAGGGACAGAACAAGUCCUGCGGGAGAUCUCCGUUCAUUCAAUUCU
Molecule: messenger RNA, 2973 nt
Organism: Odontomachus brunneus
Lineage: Eukaryota; Metazoa; Arthropoda; Insecta; Hymenoptera; Formicidae
Product: protein suppressor 2 of zeste
Exons: 3
Coding region: 110-2212 (700 amino acids)
Biological process (GO): regulation of transcription by RNA polymerase II
Molecular function (GO): RNA polymerase II cis-regulatory region sequence-specific DNA binding; protein binding; DNA-binding transcription factor activity, RNA polymerase II-specific
Source: RefSeq, a predicted model, not a curated record